This is a messenger RNA of Rana temporaria (common frog), 7562 nucleotides long. RefSeq lists its product as uncharacterized. Gene Ontology annotation, cellular component: cytoplasm; nascent polypeptide-associated complex. Bases 246 to 7373 code for a protein of 2375 amino acids. The transcript is spliced from 9 exons. The record is from RefSeq and is a predicted model, not a curated record. Gene Ontology annotation, biological process: protein targeting to membrane. NCBI's taxonomy places the organism in Eukaryota, Metazoa, Chordata, Amphibia, Anura, Ranidae.
AGCAGCAGCAGCAUCCUUGUGCUGACAUCACGCAGGAUGACUGAGCAUCACGAGCAACGCUGCUCCUUAUCAGCCAGUGGAGCUGCACUAAUUCCCAUCAGCCAGUGCGCAGCCUCCUCCUGAACCGUCUCCUUCUACAGGAGGGAUGCAGAGACAGCGCUGAUCCCUACACAUCCCCCCCCUCCCUCCUUCCUUCCCUUCCCCCCGGAGAGAAGGGCACCCAAUCGCCAGGAAUAGAGGAGACCAUGCCGGGGGAUUCCAGGAAAGAGGAUCCGGAGAAAGACGUCAGGGCGAUGCAGGCUGGGACAGGUUUAUCACCGGCUUCUUCUAUAGCUUCAACCCCAUGUAGCGGCUCUGCAACCCCCAAAAGCCUGAGCCCUCUAGAGGAAUCUCCAAUUGUGAGCCCCAUGUGCACCACUGCUGACAAAGCUCUGGUGUCUGCUUUCCUGCAGGCCAAAGAAGGAGACCGGCCUCAACCUGAAGGAGCUAGCAGUGAGUUUCAGCCUGGGCAAGCCACUGGAAUCCUUCACCUGGCCACCGAGGCAGCAGAUAAGGCCCUGGUAUCUCGGGAGCAAGACUUAGAAGAGGCCGCGGAACAUUGCCCCGCUGAGACCCCCUCAACCCUGGACAUGCUCGAUACAAGAAUUGUAAUGGGGGAAGAGACUUCUUGUAGCAACGAGGAAGAAGCGGGGUCUGCCAGCAGGGGGCACAACAUCCUAUCCGAGUACGAGGAAGCUUCUGGGGACACCUUGGAUGAAGCAACAAUGCACUUACGUCACCCUAAAGCUGAAAUGUUGGGGGAGAAUUUGGAGAACGAAAGUAGUGAUCGUGAAGCCAUUGAGUCUCUGGACGAUUUGCACUUUGAAUCUAAUGUAAUGUGUCACGAGUACGUUUUGAAAGGUGGCUUAUUUUCUCAGGGUGAAGCCGUAGUAGCUGAUGUGCCUUCCUUUCUUAAACCCACCAAAGAGUCACCCGGCAGCACUAGAGAGAGUAAUAUUCAUUCAUUACAGAUCAACCCCGCAUGUAUCGCAGAGACAGACCCCUACACCACGGCUCCUUCCACGCCAAUUAAAAGCAUCUACACCCAGUUUAGACACUAUCCCGGUUCCAAAAAUGCUUUACAUGAUGACCAGGUCGAUAUAGAAAAUGACAACAUGUCCUCUCCCCCUACAUCCCCAUCAGGAUCCUACUUCACCGCAGAAGGCGGUAGUUGGGCCUCAUCCGCCACUAGUGGUUCACCAUCAUAUUCCCCCAAUUUGAUGGGCGAGGUUGAAACGGUUGAAUCUCCUAUCCCUUACCCAGAUAACCUGAUGGCCCACGAAGAAAGUAUUCCUGAGGACCCAUGCUGUAUGUCCCCAGAUAUGCUCGAAGAUGAAGAUAUUCCUGAACUCUACGAACGAGAUAUAGAUCCAGACGACUUCUCUCCAGAAAACGAGGAGCUCUUGGAUGGGUAUCCUAGUGACGAACAAUCCAGUGCAGAAGAUGAAGAUGAAUGGGAGACAGAUUUUGCACCAUCUUUUACUAGCAUCCCAUUAUGUCCUGAAUUUAUCAAUGCCAGCAGUACCUUUGUGCAGGAGGUACUACAACAGGCAAGCUGUUCUUCAGAUCCUGAAGGUGCACUGCAAGCCGCAAGCCCAGUAGAACUAUUGAGGGCUAGCAUGCCCGGUCCUGAAAACGAUCACAUGAUUCCGGCUUUCAUGCUGCCUUUCCAGGGAAGUUUGAUUUUCGAAGCAGAGUCCAUGGAGAUCACGUUGUUCCCUCAAGGAGAGACGGUGGAAAGUGAGGUCGUGUGUGGGGAAGCAGAAGAAGAAGAUAAGGAGGACGACAACGAAGAUAGCACCUCGGCUUCCUAUCUGCAUUCCUUAUCCGAAACUUCGAUUAACGAAGGAGUGGAUGAAUCAUUUGCCUAUCAAGAUGACACUUCGGAGUCCUCGGAUUCAGCAUCCUACAAUGCGGAAGAAGAUGAGAAAAAGUACAGCACAGAGCCGUACGCUGUAACGACUGAUUCCACCGCCCAUGCCGACGAAGCUGCGGCUAAAUCCCAACAUGACUCCUCCAAUUCCGGAUGCGAGAGCGAGAUGGAAACAUCUUCCGACAUGUCAGAGACCGAUGAGGAGGGUGCUGUUUAUGAAGCUGUUGACAUCGACUGUGAAGAUGCUGGCGAAAUUGUGGAAAAAAUUGUAGAAGUAACUUCUGGCGUAAACGAAGAUUCUGUCACACUCGAAGAUGAAGAAGAAUUAAAUAGUGAUGAGGAGCAUGGAGAUAGUGUUGCAUCAUAUUCGUUAGCACAAGAUUUUCCACUCUCAGUGUCAAAGGAGUCUUGUACUAUUCAAGACAGUUCAAGUGAACUUGAAGACUCCAGCACCAGCAAUGCACCUCAAGAACCCAUCAGAAGCACCUUAGUUGUAACUUCAGAGCUUGAGCCCCAUUUCGAAAGUCCAGAUUCCUCACAGAGACUAGAAGAAAGACAUGGGGCAAUAAGAACCUGGUCUGACAGCCCAGUAGAACAACAGUCCACAUCAUCGUCAGAAAUGGACCUGGUCCUUAAAGCAGGGAUUGGGAACGUUGGGGAAUGUUUAAUCGCUUGCUUUGACACCGAUGAAGAACUAGACUCUUUUCCACCAUUAAACACGACUCCACAAAGUCUACUGGAUGAAGGCAGAGGAAGAAAUCAAAGCGGAAGGCAGACCUCCUUGGGGGUAAGGCUACCCGAAGAUGGGAAUUAUUUUGCAGCUCAGCGUGAAGAAGAUAUUGAGAAACCACAACAACAGGCAGAAGAAAAUGUGGACUUUGAAGAAAGCAAGAACCUAAAGAUCAUUGAACUCGAAACUCAAGAUACAGCGACCGAGGCUGAAAUAUUACAGGAUGCCCCUUUAGAAGACAUGCCUGAAGAAGAGUGCGUGUUUGCAUGUUACGACUCUGGGGAAGAUUCAGAAGAUGUCAUGUUUCUGGAUCGCUCGUCCAUUCUUGCUGAGAUUUACAGACAACAAGAAGAAGCUGCUAAUUACAUUGCAAACCAGUCAUCUUACAUCAAUGAUUUAAAAAGUCAAGAAGUACAAGCAGACAACACAAAUGCUGAUGAAAGCAUCACAGAAGCAAGUUCUGAAGCAAAUGGCACUUUACAUACCAGUGCCAACGUCCAUGAAAAAUAUCAUACCGAUGAGUUUUCAAUACAAGUUACUGGUGAAACCGAUGAGAUGGAAACAUUGCUGGUUUAUGAUAAGCAUAAAGUAGAAACUUUUGUUUCCACUACUGGCAAGAAAACUUCUAAAUCAAUUGAAGGCAAUGCUCAACAGAGGAACCACCCGGAACAAAACCGACUAAACUGGUCAGAGUCAACCAAUGAAAAUAUGUCUGAAACCAAAAUCAAAGAGAUAGACAAAGCUUCAUCCACACAAACACACCAUGUAACUUCUCAGUCAGCUUGUCCUGAAGAUCAAGCAACAGAGUCUUUCGAAUCCUGGAGAUGUAACAAACACGAAGAGGCAACAGAAAAUGCCCAAACAAUUGGUGAAGUUGAAGGCACUCCCGAAAAAUCUUUUGACUCCUGGAGAGGUAACAGACAUGUAGAGGCAACAGAAAAUGUCCAAACAAUUGGUGAAGUUAAAGUCACUCCCGAAAAAUCUUUUGAAUCCCGGAGAGGUAACAAACACGAAGAGGCAACAGAAAAUGUCCAAACAAUUGGUGAAGUUGAAGACACUCCCAAAAAAUCUUUUGAAUCCCAGGGAGGUAACAAACACGAAGAGGCAACAGAAAAUGUCCAAACAAUUAGUGAAGUUGAAGACACUCCCAAAAAAUCUUUUGAAUCCCGGAGAGGUAACAAACACAAAGAUGCAACAGAAAAUGUCCAAGCAAUUGGUGAAGUUGAAGUCACUCCCGUAAAAUCUUUUGAAUCUCGGAGAGGUAACAAACACGAAGAGGCAACAGAAAAUGUCCAAGCAAUUGGUGAAGUUGAAGUCACUCCCAAAAAAUCUUUUGAAUCCCGGAGAGGUAACAAACACAAAGAGGCAACAGAAAAUGUCCAAGCAAUUGGUGAAGUUGAAGUCAUUCCCAAAAAAUCCUUUGAAUCUCGGAGAGGUAACAAACACAAAGAGGCAACAGAAAAUGUCCAAGCAAUUGGUGAAGUUGAAGUCACUCCCGAAAAAUCUUUUGAAUCUCGGAGAGGUAACAAACACGAAGAGGCAACAGAAAAUGUCCAAGCAAUUGGUGAAGUUGAAGUCACGCCUGAGAAAUCUGUUGAAUCCUGGAGAGAUAACAAACACGAAGAGACAACAGAAACUGCCCAAACAAUUGGUGAAGUUGAAGUCACUCCUGAGAAAUCUGUUGAAUCCUGGAGAGGUAACAAACACAAAGAGGCAACAGAAAAUGCCCAAACAAUUGGUGAAGUUGAAGUCACUCCUGAGAAAUCUGUUGAAUCCCGGAGAGGUAACAAACACGAAGAGACAACAGAAAAUGGCCAAAUAAUUGGUGAAGUUGAAGUCACUUCUGAGAAAUCUGUUGAAUCCUGGAGAGGUAACAAACACGAAGAGACAACAGAAAAUGGCCAAAUAAUUGGUGAAGUUGAAGGCACUCCCAAAAAAUCCUGGAAAGGUAACAAACGUGAAGAGGCAACAGAAAAUGCCCAAAUUAUUGAUGAUGUUGAAGGCACUCCCAAAAAAUCCUGGAAAGGUAACAAACGUGAAGAGGCAACAGAAAAUGCCCAAAUUAUUGGUGACGUUGAAGGCACUCCCGAGGAGUCUUUUGAAUCCUGCAGAGGUAACAAACACAAAGAGGUAACAGAAAAUGCCCAAACAAUUUGUGAAGUUCAAGUCACUCCCAAAAAAUGUCCCUAUUCGUUACAGCCUGACAUUCCGGUUAGUGAUGGAACUUCCAAAGUCAUUCUUCAACAUCAGACGCAGGAAACAUUAUCCAUAGAAAAUGAAAAUUCCACAAAAUUGGAAAUUGAAGUGUCCAAAGAUGAAGAGGAUAGCUCUACUUGCAAAGAACCACAUGGCCAGCAGAGCGCCCUUCAUGGUGACAAACCAAAAUUACAGCAGAACGUUUCCUUGGAUACUGGGCUGAAGAACAAAUCAGUGUAUGAAAGUAAUUUGGAGAUAAUCGGUGAAAAGCAGGAGCCUGCUGUUACCCAAUCAGAACACAAGUUGAGUCAGCUCAGUGAUGGUUAUUUUGCGAGCUGUAACAGGGCAAGUGAAGCUGUGUGUUUAGAAAGCAAGUUUCAGAGUCUUGAGAACCAAGAACCCAUUAUUAAAAAAUCGGUGAAGAAUUUAGACAAGUCCACCCAAGAAGAGUUACCGGUAUUUCCUAGUCGUACAUCAGUACAACCAAAUGCCCCUUUCACUGGACAGAUCGUAGAAAAGGAGCUGCUUGAACCCAUGAAAACCACCCCUUCUAGAAAUGCCAAAGACUCUACAGAUCAAUCAGAGAUCCAUGAGAACCAAACACUUCCCAAACACAAUGUAGAUAAAAACUUUUGUGCUGCUUCUAAACUAGAUACUAAUUAUGACGAUUUCUCGUCAGAGAUGAUUGAUAGGUCAAAGCAAGCUGCUACUAAAACCCCAGAACCAUCCCCACAGUUGGUGGAUACAGAGCCUACGUCAUCUAGCAUCUCGGGACGUGAUGUUCACCCACGGUCUGACAGUGCCUUUUUUGGUGUAGCUUCGAAGCCAGGUAUGCCUACAGUGGAGAUGUCCAACAACAUUCUAGAGAUGAGUAAGUUGCUACAAGGGUCCUUUGGUAAAACCGAGACUUUUGAUCAAUGCAUUCGGUGUAGUUCUUCAGAAGCAAUCACAAGCGUGCCCUCAACAGCCAAGGUUGUAGACAACGUUGAGACCGGUGUGUCAUUGGCUACAUCCAAGGUCAAGGAUGGAGAGUUUUUUGAGCCGAAAAAUUUUAAUACUCUUGAGAAAAAACAAGAGGAAGUUGAAGGAUGUCCAGACAAGCCGGGACUAUCUGAAGAAACAUCUACAGCAUCUAGCUCUGAUAGGAGCCUUCUAGGAAGGGCCUCCAUGGUCUUCAUGAGUGGUAGUACUUCUUCUGAGGAAGAUCAUGCCCAAGAGAGACUUAAGCCAGUAGAGAACAUUUGCUGUGUCAAUGAUUCCUUAUUACGUGAAUCACUAAGGCAACCCAAGGUGUAUAGCACAGAACAGGACAGAUGUGUAAAGAGUAGUUAUUUGAGUGAUUUGAGGACUUCCAAGAAGUCUCAGGCGGAGCAGUUCAGCAGCAAAGCGAAUUACCAGGUCAAGCUGUCGGAAAUGGACAAUGAAUUCCCCCGUUCCACGCAUGUAACCCCCCGUGCCGAAGCUGCAAUGCCUCCUGGCGAAAAGAGUCUGGACACAAUAAAGCCUCGCUCCCCUCUAAGCAAAGUGCCUCCUGCAAAAUCUCCUAACCCCGUACCUGGUGGCAGUCUUCGUGACCAGAAAGUGGUCAGACCUCUGGCUGCCUCUGAAAUGCUGGGAGCCAAAAAGCUUUCCUCUGCGGUUCCAGAAAGCAGCUCUACUGCCGCCCUCCAAAGCUCAGAGACCCCGGUGACUAGCCGGUGCCCCCGAGUCAUUCCACUCCAAGAGAAAGUGGGAAAGAAAAUCCAACUGACCUGCCCCCCAUCUGAGCCCAGUUCAUCCAGCGACAGCGAGCUGACCUCCCGGGGCCAAGAGAUGCCUCUCCUAAGGGACACAUCGGAGGUGACACUUCUGGGCGUCACCAAACCGCUCCUGAGGCAGCGCGGCUGUGAAAUGUUGAGUCAUAGAGGCUCGUGUAAUGACACGGAAAGCAACGACGACUCCCUCCCUGAACUGGAGGAGCCAGACAUGAGUGAGCCCAGGACAUCGUCCAGCCAGGGGACCAUCCAUCUCCCCUCCCCCCUUGUGUCUCCACAGAACCAGCUGGCUCACUGUGUGGGUUCCGGAGAGGAAUGCGUCAGCAAAGCCAAGCAGAGCCGCAGCGAGAAGAAAGCCAGAAAGGCCAUGUCCAAGCUCGGUCUCCGGCAGAUACACGGCGUCACCAGGAUCACCAUCCGGAAAUCCAAGAACAUCCUAUUCGUCAUCACCAAGCCGGACGUCUUCAAGAGUCCAGCAUCCGACAUCUACAUCGUAUUCGGAGAAGCCAAGAUUGAAGACUUAUCACAGCAAGUUCACAAGGCGGCCGCCGAGAAGUUCAAAGUCCCGAUGGAACAUUCGCCGCUCAUCACGGAGAGCGCCCCGACCCUGACCAUCAAAGAGGAGAGCGAGGAGGAGGAGGAGGUUGACGAGAGCGGACUGGAAGUCAGAGACAUCGAGCUGGUGAUGGCGCAGGCCAACGUUUCCCGAGCAAAGGCAGUGCGGGCGCUCCGACACAACAACAACGACAUUGUAAACGCCAUCAUGGAACUGACUAUGUAGCUGCGGGUCAGACUGGACCUCCUCCUCCUCCUCCCCCUCCUCCUCCUCCGAGAACCUUCAAGCCUCUUCUUCCUGCCUCACUCUGUAUAGUGCACAGCUGAUCAUUAACUACCCCUCUGUAUUAGACAUAUACUCCGACUAGGAUGCACCAACUAUGCUGCUCAAUAAACCGUGCUGAUUACAUCCACA